Molecule: messenger RNA, 837 nt
Organism: Aphidius gifuensis
Lineage: Eukaryota; Metazoa; Arthropoda; Insecta; Hymenoptera; Braconidae
Product: ribonuclease Oy-like
Exons: 5
Coding region: 1-837 (278 amino acids)
Biological process (GO): RNA catabolic process
Cellular component (GO): extracellular region
Molecular function (GO): RNA binding; ribonuclease T2 activity
Source: RefSeq, a predicted model, not a curated record
AUGAAUUUUAUCAGUUCAACUGAUUUUGAUGUGUUGAUAUUUACUCAACGAUUGCCUCAAACUGUUUGUUACGUAUGGAAAGAAAACUUUUCAUCAAACACAUGUUUAUUACCAACAGAUGAAGAAUGGACAAUUCAUGGAGUAUGGCCAACUCAAUAUCACAAAAUUGCACCAAGUUAUUGUAAUGAAUCAUUGGUAUUUAAUUUAACAGCACUUGCAACAAUUGAAGAUAAACUUAAAAAAACAAUUUCUGUUGAAAAUGGUACAACACAUUAUUCAUUUUGGGAACAUGAAUGGUCAAAACAUGGUACAUGUUCGGCUGUAUUACCACAAUUAAAUACUCAAAUGAAAUAUUUUGAAAAAGGUCUUGGGCUAUUAGAUAAAUAUAACAUGAAAAAUAUACUUGGUCAAGUUAAUAUAUUACCUGGUAAUAAUUAUACAGUACAAGAAAUUUUAAAAGGUGUUGGCACUGUUUUGGGUAAAAAUUGUCAAGUCGAUUGUUUUUCAAGCAAGAAACAAAAUGUAACGUAUUUAUUUGAAAUUCGUAUUUGCUUUGAUAAAUCAUUGAAUUUCAUUGAUUGUGAUGGUAUAUUUGAUUUUCCAACAAAUAAUUUUGCUGUUUUUUAUCAAGUUAUUGUUGUUACAUUCAACCUCAGACUUGGUGUACUUGGUUUUUUAAGUACUGCUGAUGAAAGUGGAAUUUGUAAUUAUGGUAAACUGGAUCGAGCAAUGCCAUUUCAAUGGGUUUAUAAUAUUAUACAAAAUUAUAAUGGUAAUCUAAAAGACAUAACAUUAUUUGGACAUGGAGCAGCUAUGUAUCAGCUGAUUGUUGAUUAA